Cololabis saira (Pacific saury) is the source of this 1627-nucleotide messenger RNA. RefSeq names its product E3 SUMO-protein ligase ZBED1-like. The transcript is spliced from 3 exons. The record is from RefSeq and is a predicted model, not a curated record. Bases 146 to 1408 code for a protein of 420 amino acids. NCBI's taxonomy places the organism in Eukaryota, Metazoa, Chordata, Actinopteri, Beloniformes, Belonidae. Gene Ontology annotation, molecular function: protein dimerization activity.
CAAGCGCUACACAGUACCGUCCCGCAACUAUUUUUCAAACGUUGCACUACCUGCUCUAUACACUCAGUGUCGAGCAACAGUGGAGACAGAACUGCAAGCAGUUAAUUAUUUUGCAGCAACCACAGACUUAUGGUCCAGCCGAACUAUGGAGCCAUACAUGAGCCUGACGGUCCAUUAUGUUACCAGUGACUUCACCAUGAAAAGUCGGUGCUUGCAGACUGGGUUUUUCCCCGAGGAUCACACAGGAGAGAAUAUAGCACAAGGACUGAAGGAGGGUCUGAUCUCUUGGAGUUUGGAGGAGGAAAAAAUGGUGUGCAUAACAACAGACAGUGGAGCCAACAUUGUGAAAGCAGCAUCCCUUAACAACUGGACAAGGCUUCAGUGUUUUGGGCACCGGCUACAUCUAGCUAUAGAGAAUGCAAUGAAAGAUCCAAGAAUUGACCGCGCUGUAGGUCUGUGCAAAAAGCUUGUGGGCUGCUUCAGUUACAGUUGGAGACGGAAGAGGGACCUUGCUGAGGCCCAAAAGGAGCUCAAGCUACCCGAACACAAGCUUAAAACUGAGUGUCCAACGAGAUGGGGUUCGAGACAAGCCAUGAUCCAGAGGGUACUUGAACAGCUACCUGCUAUUUCACAUGUUCUCUCCUCUGAUCGGAAGGCUAGACACCUGAUUCCCACAUGGCAGGAUGUUGAAGUUCUCGAGGCAAUCAACAAUGCACUCAGCCCACUGACAGACUUCACUGAUGCCCUGUCAGGAGAGCAAUAUGUGAGCGUCUCCUCAGUGAAACCAGUUCUCCACCUCUUUGAAACAUCAGUUGUGGCCAUGCAGGAAGAUGACUCGGAUCUCACACGAUCAAUUAAGUCAAAAAUCCUGGGGUACCUUCAGGAAAAAUACAGUCAUCCAAACACACAGGAACUGCUGGACAUGGCCACAUCUCUUGAUCCAAGAUUCAAGAUGGAGUACAUCAGUGAGGACAAUAAAACCACUGUGAAGGCCAGACUGACACGUGAGAUGACCGACGACAUACCUUCAGUUACGCAAACUCCCCCCUCAACUACACCCCCGGCUGCCCCCAUGAAGAAGAGCCGAAAGACCUUAGGCAGCUUCCUCAAAGCAGCAAAAGGCAGUGAGGCACCAUCCCAGCCUGAGCAAGAUGUUGCCUCAGAACUACUGUCAUAUCUGCUCUCAAGCAAGAUUGACAGUGAAGCUGACCCCUUAGUCUGGUGGAAGGAACAUAAGGGAGAAUUUCCAAAACUGUCUGUACUGGCUAGGAAAUACCUCUGCAUUCCUGCCACAAGUUCCCCUUCCGAGAGGGUGUUCAGCACAGGGGGGAACAUUGUAACAUGUCUCCGCUCAUCACUGAAGCCUCAAAAUGUCGACCGCCUUGUGUUCUUGGCAAAGAACCUUUAAGCAGCUGGCUGCAUAAAAAAAGGACUAGGCCUAUGUUCUAGGUUGUUGUAGUCCUGUCAUGGUCAGCUAUCAUGUUGUCAUGUUGUCAUGUUUGAUAUAUUGCACAUAAAUAUUGUUUACAUUGUUAUUGUUAAAAAUUAUUUAAAGACAAGAGAGAUGUUUAUUUUUUUUUAUGUUCAAUGUCAGCUGUUACAGCAAAAAGCAGCCAGAGGAAUAAUU